AUGUUCCGCAUCGGGAACCUCAGAUGCGCAAGAUCCACCUUCAAGGCUUCUGCGGGUGAUGCGCUAACCCAUUGGGCCACGGGAAUCUCCUUUUCAGGUUGUCUGGCCCUGAUGGACGAUCCAGCCCUGCUUCUUGUGAAGACAGCCGUCGCGACGUCUCUCGACCCUUUCGAUCCUCCCUCCCUCUCCCCUUCCCAAUAUGCCGAAGAAGUCGAGGUCAACAUGUGGCGCCGCACAUACCUAUUUCUUCUCGUCGUCCGGCUAUGGUUUGCUCUGUCCCCGAGCUAUCUACACCCCGACGAGAACUUCCAAGGCCCAGAAGUCAUUGCAGGCGAGAUUUUCAAGUAUCCCGUCCGACUUACAUGGGAAUUCACCAGCGAGAACCCGAUCCGAAGUGUAUUUCCGCUAUGGCCGAUAUAUGGGCUUCCCAUGCUCCUCCUCCGGUGGCUGUGGAUAGGAAACGGUAACGAUGGCGAAGUUCCUCCAAUAGCGGUGUUCUGGACUCUCCGCGCUCUCAUGUUCAUCCUCAGCUUCGUCCUCGAAGACUGGGCUAUACAUGAGCUUGUCCAGUCGCCACGGCAUCGCCGGGUCGCCGUUCUUCUUGUCGCCUCGUCCUAUGUGACGUGGACCUACCAGACGCAUACAUUCUCCAACGCAAUCGAGACGUUGGUCGUCGCUUGGAGCUUGGUUCUGAUAGAGCGGACUAUCGCAAUACCCGUAAACACUCUACAAACUCCUCUCCUGGCACCCGCUCUACUCGGGUCGAUGGUGGUUUUUGGUUUCUUCAACAGGAUAACUUUUCCGGCUUUCCUCCUCAUCCCUGGCCUCCGGUUGAUCCCUUACUUUUGGAGGAGGCCUCUUGCACUUGUAGCGACGGUAUUCUCAGCGCUUUUCACAGCAUUCAUUGCAAUUUCUCUGGACACGGCAUUCUACAGCAGACAUCAGAUCUCUUGGACCGAUUUGAUAUGGCACCCCAUCGUCACGCCUUAUAAUAAUCUCAUGUACAACAUCUCUCCAUCGAACCUGGCGCAGCACGGCAUACAUCCAUGGUAUCAACAUAUUCUUUUUAAUCUUCCCCAGCUGAUUGGCCCGGCGGCCAUUCUCCUAUUUACUCGACCGCACCUGUCGCUGCGCCUAUACUCUGCGAUCUCAGGCAUAUCCGUUCUUUCGAUAUUUCAGCACCAGGAGGCUCGAUUUCUCCUCCCUACGAUUCCGUUGAUACUCUCGUCAGUGAGACUCCCACACCAGCAGAAGGUUUUGCGGCUUUGGACUGUGACGUGGAUCAUAUUCAACCUUAUCUUCGGCAUCCUGAUGGGUAUAUACCAUCAAGGAAGUAUUGUCCCGGCACAGGUUUUCAUGAGCAAACAGUCCGACGCGACUAGAGCAAUAUGGUGGAAGACGUACAUGCCGCCGAUCUGGCUCUUGGAUGGCAAGGCCGAGACACUGGAGACUCGCGAUGUCAUGGGGAUGCCAGGAGUAGACCUUUACGCAGAGCUCAUGAAUAUCGCAACAUGCGACGUUCCGGCGGACCGACGGAAUCAAGAAUACAAGAAGGAGCCUAACGGAACUUACCUCAUCGCGCCGACGUCAGCUACUUGGUUGGACCCCUAUCUGGAGAACAAAGGACUGGAGGGGCUGAGGUUCCGGGAGUUCGGCAUGUACCUAUUCUUUCCCAUCGCCUUUAUGGGAUACUUUGGCGUCAACCUCGACUCACGCUUCGCCGUCCCCGACUUCUGGCCCAAGCCCGAAGAAGCGAACAAGGUGCCGACUGAACGCGAAGAGAUCAAGGCCGAGCUUGAGAGGUUAAGGGCCAGGAGACUCUACCUGCGGGACAAGAGAAUGGCAGAGGAGGCGAGAGAGCAGGCUGCGAACCCGCUGCAGGAGGUGGAGCAGAUACAGAAUCAGGAGCCUCAGGCGCAACCCCAACAGAAGAAAGGCUGGUUCUGGUAG
Molecule: messenger RNA, 1950 nt
Organism: Diaporthe amygdali
Lineage: Eukaryota; Fungi; Ascomycota; Sordariomycetes; Diaporthales; Diaporthaceae
Exons: 6
Coding region: 1-1950 (649 amino acids)
Biological process (GO): GPI anchor biosynthetic process; mitochondrial respiratory chain complex IV assembly
Cellular component (GO): mitochondrion; endoplasmic reticulum membrane
Molecular function (GO): alpha-1,2-mannosyltransferase activity
Source: RefSeq, a predicted model, not a curated record